AUGGAGUCACCAUCUUUGUUCGUUCGGUUGCUUUCCUUUCUCAUGUUGACGACGUUGUGCCAUGCUAUAGCAUUUACGCAGUCUUUUAACUCUUCUAUUCAACGAUGCCAUGAUGAUGAAAGCUUGGCCUUGCUGCAAUUCAAAAAUAGCUUCAACAUCUCUAGCUCUUGUUCUUAUUCAAAGCUUGAAUCAUGGAAGCUAAAUCAAGGCGUAAGAUCAGGUGAGUCUUGCUCAUGGGAUGGUGUGGAGUGCGAUGAGAAAACUAAUCAUGUCGUUAGCCUUGACCUAAGUGAGAGUUGUAUUUAUGGGUCUAUCAACUCCAACAGCACUCUCUUUCGCCUUGUCCAUCUUCAAACACUUAAUCUUGGAAGCAACAACUUCAUCCACCCUCAAAUCUCAUCUGAAAUAGGCCAACUCUCCAGGUUAACUCAUCUCGACCUUUCUUUUUCUGGCUUUUCUGGCGAAAUCCCAGCUGAAAUCUCUAAUCUUUCAAGCUUGGUUUCCCUUGAUCUAUCUUGUAAUCUUGAUUUCAUUAGUUAUGAUGGAUUAUUGAAGCUCCGUCAGGCUAGCUUUAGAGGUCUAGUUCAAAACAUGACCAAUUUGAAGGAACUUGAUUUAGAAUGCGUGGACAUUUCUUCAACGGUUCUCGCAAAUCUUUCAUCUUUGGAGUCUCUCCAUCUUUGUGGUUGUGAAUUGCAUGGUGAAUUUCCAGCAAGUUUUCUCGCUUGCGAACUUAAAGAUAAUCGACUUAUGCGAAAAUAUAAAUCUAACAGCCGUCAACUUCCUCAUUGUUUGAGCAAUUUCAGUGAUCUGUCUGUGUUGGAUUUGAGAAGAAACAAUUUUCAUGGAAUUAUUCCUGCAGCCUGGAGAGAUGAUUGUAAAUUAAGAAUGAUUAGCAUCAGUUACAAUCAAUUACAAGGACAAGUUCCAAAAUCAUUAGCCAAUUGUUCAUCGUUACAGUUGGUUGAUUUUGGUAACAACCAAAUAACUGAUACUUUUCCUUCUUGGUUGGGAAAUCUUGUAGAGUUGAGAAUUCUGAUUUUGAGAUCUAACCAUUUUUAUGGUGUGAUAGAUCAAAAACCCAAAACCAAAGGCUUCCCAAGUCUUCGAAUCAUCGACUUAUCCGGCAAUGGUUUCGUCGGAAAGCUGCCAAUGGUGUACUUAGACAUGUGGGAAGCCAUGAAAACCAUCCAAGCAAACCACAUGAUGUACAUGGGGGAAAAUAUAAGGCCCAAUUUCACAGACGUUGAUACUUACUAUGGGGAAUAUGAUUACUCAAUGACUAUGUUCAACAAUGGAGUGAAACUGGAAUACGACAAGAUUCAAGAUAUUUUCCUUGCCAUUGAUCCCUCCACCAGCAGAUUUGAAGGAAAAAUCCCAAAAAUCAUUGGAAACCUUAAAGGGCUUAAUCUCCUCAACCUUUCAAACAACCUUCUCAAGGGUCACAUACCACCAUCUUUAGCAAGUUUGGGCUCAUUAGAGGGAUUAGAUCUUUCAAAGAACAAGCUUUCACGAAGGAUACCUCCAGAGCUCGCUCAGCUCACUUUCCUUGCUUUUUUUAAUGUCUCCUACAACGAGCUUGAAGGGCCAAUACCACAAGGGAAACAAUUUGAUACAUUUCAGAGCAAUCAAUAUGAGGGGAACUUGGGAUUAUGUGGAGCUCCUUUGACAAAGAAAUGUGAAGAUUUUGGGGACUCACCACCAUUUUUUCCAACUUCGGAUUAUGAAAGCAUAGCUCUGGAGUGCAAACCCUCAGAUUUACGCAGAUGCACUUAUUAUCAGACUAAAUCUGUGAGUACAAGCUCUCAACUAUUAUGA
This is a messenger RNA of Manihot esculenta (cassava), 1818 nucleotides long. Its product is annotated as receptor-like protein 43. Lineage: Eukaryota; Viridiplantae; Streptophyta; Magnoliopsida; Malpighiales; Euphorbiaceae. The transcript is spliced from 2 exons. Gene Ontology annotation, molecular function: protein binding. Bases 1 to 1818 code for a protein of 605 amino acids. The record is from RefSeq and is a predicted model, not a curated record.